Molecule: messenger RNA, 1009 nt
Organism: Oppia nitens
Lineage: Eukaryota; Metazoa; Arthropoda; Arachnida; Sarcoptiformes; Oppiidae
Product: alpha/beta hydrolase domain-containing protein 17B-like
Exons: 2
Coding region: 115-972 (285 amino acids)
Biological process (GO): protein depalmitoylation
Cellular component (GO): plasma membrane; endosome membrane
Molecular function (GO): palmitoyl-(protein) hydrolase activity
Source: RefSeq, a predicted model, not a curated record
AAAAAUAUUUAAAAUAAUUUUAUAUGUGAUAUCGUUUUUUAUCUAUCAUUAAAAAUCAUUGUAUUUUAUUCAUAUAGUUUUAGACAACAAAAAACUAAAUAAAUUUCAACAAUAAUGUUAAACUUAUUAAAGGAUGUGAUCGGUUCGGUAUUUGUCCACUUUAUGCCACCCCUGCCUCGUAAGUCCUAUACAUACGAGUCCGAUGAUGUGGCCAGUAAGUACACAUUAAGGCUUAACCAGGGAUCUGAGUGGCAACACUGUCAUCGAUAUCCUGAAAAGUUUGAGGCCUUUUUCACCGAAACCAAAAGUAAUAACCGUAUAGCAUGUCUAUACAUAAAGUCGUGCGACAAUCCCAAGUACACUAUACUGUUCAGUCACGGAGGAACUGUAGAUCUGGGAAAUUUAUGCAACUUUUUCUAUACGCUUGGAAUGAGACUUAAUUGCAAUAUAUUUAGUUACGAUUAUUCGGGUUUCGGUGAGAGCACCGGUAAACCAACAGAGAAGAAUGUCUACGCCGAUGCUGAGGCCGCUUGGGAUGUCCUCAUCAAUAAGUAUGGCGUCACUGCCGACAAAGUUGUACUAUACGGACAAAGUUUGGGAACGGCUGCCAGUAUCUACUUAGGCAACAAACACCCGGUGCGCGGUAUUAUAUUGCACUCACCGUUCCUAUCAAUUGCCAGAAUAUUUAUGCCUAACAUUCACGGCGAGAAUGCCAGCACUCGAUUCUAUGAUUCAUUUUCUAAUGUCGACAAUAUCGGUAAAAUUGAUACUAAAAUACUCAUAAUUCACGGCACUAGAGAUCUAGUAGUACCCCUGUCACACGCCCACAAACUAAAUGCCCUCUGCAAGAAUCCGGCGCCUCCUCUAUGGGUUGAGGGCGGCGGACACGACAAUCUCUAUACAUAUGAAGAAUAUUUGUUACGACUGAAAAAAUUUGUCGAUUUUGAUGUCAAUAAUAACAAUAGCAAAUAAUUUAUUAAAAGAUCUAAAUAUCUAUUCUGUAAAUUAA